CGACCCUCGCCAUCUCAUCAUGCCUGAUCCGUCCAAGUCGGCCCCGGCGCCCAAGAAGGGCUCCAAGAAGGCGGUGACCAAGGCGCAGAAGAAGGACGGCAAGAAGCGCAAGCGCAGCCGCAAGGAGAGCUACUCCAUCUACGUGUACAAGGUGCUGAAGCAGGUGCACCCCGACACGGGCAUCUCGUCCAAGGCCAUGGGCAUCAUGAACUCGUUCGUCAACGACAUCUUCGAGCGCAUCGCCAGCGAGGCGUCGCGCCUGGCGCACUACAACAAGCGCUCCACCAUCACGUCCCGCGAGGUGCAGACGGCCGUGCGCCUGCUGCUGCCCGGCGAGCUGGCCAAGCACGCCGUGUCCGAGGGCACCAAGGCCGUCACCAAGUACACCAGCUCCAAGUGAGCCCGCCGCAGGCCUGCCACCCCACCCCAGCCCCGGGGCGGCACCCAAAGGCUCUUUUCAGAGCCACCCAUCUCGGUCCAGAAAGGGUUUCGAACACGGUGCGCGGCGAGAGUGAGUCCCCCCACUCCCCAGGGUUGGGCCCUGCGUGUAGGGCUCGGACCUGGUUGAGGACUGCGUGUGUCUG
Molecule: messenger RNA, 584 nt
Organism: Suncus etruscus (white-toothed pygmy shrew)
Lineage: Eukaryota; Metazoa; Chordata; Mammalia; Eulipotyphla; Soricidae
Product: histone H2B type 3-B
Exons: 1
Coding region: 20-400 (126 amino acids)
Cellular component (GO): nucleosome
Molecular function (GO): structural constituent of chromatin; protein heterodimerization activity; DNA binding
Source: RefSeq, a predicted model, not a curated record